Molecule: messenger RNA, 4579 nt
Organism: Paramuricea clavata
Lineage: Eukaryota; Metazoa; Cnidaria; Anthozoa; Malacalcyonacea; Plexauridae
Source: the annotation of a GenBank genome assembly
AUGCUUGGCACUGGAGAGUUUCCUCUUCACGGUGAUAGUGACGACACACAGCGUUCAUCUAUGGACAGAUACAAUUUUCUAUUGCAGUUUGUUUUGGCAAGUCAGGCUGUGGUAUUUGCAAAAUUUUCCAUUUAGGAUUUCGGGUUUGAGGUUUACAGUACAGGCAACUACUCCCAAACUUGCUCCAGGAAGUUCAGAGUCAAAUAAAACAUGAAAUUAAGAGAUGGUGCAAAAAACAUUCUCUCAUUUUACUUGUGCACUUAGAUACUGUAACAUAUUUGGACUGUGUAAAAGGAUAAACAAAUAAUUUGUCAUGCAUUUUUAAGAAUUGGUUACAUUUCUUAGUUGCGUUCUUGAAACUAGAAGUUACUAUCACAAGGAAAGUGCUGCUCACUCUCCAAGGGAUCAAAGGCAGGAAUGCACAAUUGGCUGAAUAAGGGGCUGUUUAUAUCAUCCUGCUUUGCCAGUACAAGAUGCAAGGCGGGAUUAUUUUGAUGUAUUGAAAUAAGUGACGGUGCAACAAUUGAGCAAAAAACAAUAUUAUUUUCUAGAGAUAGACUAUAGUUAACUGUAAAUGAAAAGGUUGUUCAAGCAGCAAUAAUAAUCUUCUUGAACUACAAGAUCUUCUCUACAACAUUUGAGUUCUGUUAACCAGUAUUUGAGCUUUCUUUUAGUGCACUGACUUAUUUCAAUACAUCAAAGUCAUCCCGCCUUCCAUCAUGUAAACUGCACCUAAGACUCCCUAUUCAAGAGGUAGGAAAAGUGCAAUUUGAAUACACCCUGCACAAAGUUGAAGGUCAGCUAAAUAUUCUAAUUGUACUUUCUUGGCAUAGGCAAUUUUAUAGGAAUACCUUCAAUGCUCAUAAUUUCUUGCUUUUGUAUGUAUAAUUAUAAUACUGUCAGUGACAAAGCUAGCCAUAGCAACCAUCAUGCUAUGCAAGGUUUUAAUGAUUUGCAAUGCUCAAAUAGAUGCAGGUUUAUUAGCAUAGCAUUACCAGUCGCCAUGGCUACACUGUACCUUGACACUGAAUACCUUGACACUGAAUACCGUGCAAUAUCAUAUAUAGAAAUACUACAUCAGUUUUUGUCCCAGUUAUCAUUUUAAUGGCACCUUCAAGGCUACUCCUAUGGUAGAACAACAGAAUAAUCUGCUAGUUGACAAAAGGCGAGGUGAUUAUCGGGGAAGAUUCACCAAGAUUUUGACACAAGUCUUUUGUCUUAAUAUUAUGCUAACAAUGGACAUAUCUCAGAGAUAUAAACAGACCGUCAUACCUUGUAUAAAAGUUAAUAUAUGUAGACAAUCCCUACUGGGACACUGUACAGACAAUCCACACUAUGGAAUCUUAUUAAGCAUGAUUAUUAAGAGCUGCAUACACAAGAUUCUGUGUUUGUUUUUAAAACAUGCUGAAUGCACGACAUUGGUAUAAACAUCCAGAAUGAACACUAUAAACUCAUUGCCUUGUCACGUUGCCACACACACAAAUAAACUACAAUUACAUUUUGACUUCUUGCAGUAUAAAUACGACGAUCAGUGGGCUAGCUAUUAAAACUGCUGAUAUUAAAUGCGAGAUUAAAUGUAUUGUGCAUGUAAUUAUAUUGUUUCAGUACUUCUAUAACCUAUGGAGUCACCUUACUUUAUAAGUGCAAGAUCCAUACUUUCAUGUUAAAAUGUAUCUGUUCAUUUUCAUCAUUGGAAUAGAAGGCAUUAUCCUGUGAACUGUGUAAUCGGAUUGUAACCCUUUGCAUUGUCUAUAUUUUGAAUAGUGGCAAAAUAUGAUAGGGCGGUGUCCUCUGAUCAUCCUUGUUAGUCAAGAUUUGUCAUCAUAUACAACCAUGGGAUGCCAAGCUGAUGACCCAACUGAUCCCGUCAGGAAUCAGAAAAGCAGCAAAACGAUUUAUUAGUGAUGGAAUACAUCGCCAGAAAUCGUCACCACGCGAAUGAAUUAUACUAGCCCCACGCUACUUCAGUGCGCGCGAUAUAUAACAAAAAUAAUAGGAAAACAUAUACAAGGCAACAUUUAUUCUUCAAAUACAGAUUUUUAGUAUGAUUUGAACAAAUUGUGAACCUCACAAGUGAAUAAGAAACUUAUAAUCUAAGUUAGAGUCCAAAAUUUUGUUGGCAAACUUUAAAAAGGGUAUUUACUUUUACAACGUGAAGUUUGUAUGCCAGAAACACGAGACCGGCUAAUAUAAACCCUAUUAAUUUGAUAAAAUAUGUCAAUUUAAUUUCCGUAUUUAAACGAAACGAUAGAGCUAGCUAGUGUUUACCUUGAUAAUGUUUAAAUCGACAUUUACUUUUUAAAUCCAAAGUUACGCAUUUGAUAACAUAAUGGCAAUAGCCAGAAUCGCAUUCGAUAUAUUACCAAUAUUCGGACGAUGAUAAUUUGGAAAGUAUUUGAUGUAAACGUUCGCCUAGCACAUCAAAUUAAAGCUUGUAAGCAGCAAAAAUCAGAUCUCGAAGCUCGGAAAUUGAAUUCAACAAGGCUCAAGCAUAUUUUAACGCUAAAGAACGCUGCCCUGUAGAACUUUGGCACAUCUUUCAUCGAGCCCAAGAUGAAUACGAUCAGCGGACUGAACCUUGAGAAAUUCCCUGCCGAUUGGCACGAGAUUUGACUUAUAAUACAAACAAAGAAAACAAAUGUUGGAAGAAUUGAAUAUUCAUGAUUAUCUUAAAUUCAAGUCAACCUUGACAUUUUCAUCAGAAAGUUGCCUUUCCUACAUCCGUAAGCAGAAUAGCAAUGAAGUGUUUAUUACUUUCUCUAUCCCUUAUGAAAUUUUAAUUAAGUGGCACCAAAUAAAAGUAGUAAAAAAACUGUUUGUAUUGUCAUACGUGGAUUUGCUUUUCCUUUCGCAAAAUCUCCCGUCUUGUACCUUAAAUUUAAAAGAGGAGGCUAAAUUACGACUAGAAGCGCGCCUGAGAGAACUGAGUUACUCUGCUGCAAAGGAAUGUACUGGAACUAAAGGGGCUACAAGAAUAAAGAUACUUACAAAAGUCAAGAAAUUAGCUGUAUACCAAUCUGAAAUAGAAGACGCCAGCCAGCCAGCUUUUGAGUAAAAUUAACAGCCUCGAGGAAGAGAAGAAGGAAUUACAGGAACAACUUGAAACUCUUGAAGCUCGAUGUGACAGUCUUGUGCAGGAGGUUGCAGAAUUCAGGCAAACUACCCAGCGAGCAGCUGACCUUGAACAGUCUUAUUCUGAAAUAUCAGACCAAAAUGAUAAAUUAAAAGAAUACGUCAAUUCUCUUGUAGACAGAGACUCGUGUAAACACUGCGACUCAAAUUACAGGAACAAUGGUCGUACAUAUAAUGAAGUAAGCUACACCCAAAAGCAACGAAAGCUGAAAGUGCUAAAAAGUAAUUCAGAAAGAGCCCUCUGGUUUCUUGAGUCAUUUGGAUUUAAGCUAGAUAAGCUAUUUCUCAGUGAUUGCCAAACUGGGGAAAAAGUGACUCUGCAGUACAAUAACGAGAAAAAGUCUGCAUAUCAAUUCCUUUUCGAGGAGGACAAAGACAAGGUCAGGAAUGUUGUCUACAUUAUGGACAAGUUUUGUGUAAGUGAUGCUGCAUAUCAUGAAUUCAGCAUGACAAACAAUGAUGGUCUUCCCCGCAGCUAUUUGAUAAAACAAUGUAGACAAGAUCUCAACAAAGUGUAUAGCAUUUCAAGAACUCCUGGAGAAUGGCCUGGUGCACAGCUGAGUUUUAAGGAUGAACUCAACCAUAGGCUUUCAAAGCAAGUAAGUUUCCUUAUUAUCCUGAGCAUAUAUUACAUGUUGAACAGUUUACAGAAAUUAGUCCGCACAGUAAAAACUGUUCCACCACCACUGCGAUUGAGGACAAAUGUUAUGUGAGUCUAUCUUACAGUAGUGAUUGGCCACCAGGGGUGUCACUAGAAGGCGUGUAUUUGGUGAAACACACACCCCGACACACACACCCGCAGUUCUCACAUAGUCAGCAAAUUAUUGUAUGUCAGUCGGAGUGACACAGUCGGAGUGACACUGAUUAAAAACUAUACUAAUUAUAGCCCGAAUUUGGGGAAAUAUACAAAAUUGUUAAUGCUGGAGAUUAUAAAUAAUAAUGUCCAGAAAAACCUUUGAUGUCAGAAUGUCCUUCACCUCUUUAAUCAGUCUUUCCCUGCCCCCCAGUAGUGGAAAUGACUUGGCAAAAUUUCACUUACACUCUCCCCCUUAUUCAAAUAGGGCUAGCGAUGCCCCUGCUGGCAACUUUUUAAAGCUUUUUCUAACAACAGUCUUCUAGAUGGAGAAACUUGGAGACAAAAUGCUCAAUACACAAAGAGUGAAGAUAAGUGGGGAUGGAGCAAAAAUGUCCAGAAUUACUAAUUUUGUUGUUCUGUCAUUUUCGCUAUUAUCUGAAGGAGAAAAGGUCAUGUCGACAAAGGGUAAGUAUAGACAUGUAAAUAAUAUAUAUUUGAUAUUUGAAACUUGGACACACCAUUUGUAUAUAUUCAUUUGUAUAUGUUUCAAUGAAUUAUUAAGGUAUUCACACAGUUGCAAUUCUCAAUGGUAAAGAGGACUACGGUGUGCUGCAAACUGCUGGUAAAAAUCUUUUCAAGGAAAUUAAUUAA